Molecule: messenger RNA, 432 nt
Organism: Salvia miltiorrhiza (redroot sage)
Lineage: Eukaryota; Viridiplantae; Streptophyta; Magnoliopsida; Lamiales; Lamiaceae
Product: cold shock protein 2-like
Exons: 1
Coding region: 1-432 (143 amino acids)
Molecular function (GO): nucleic acid binding; zinc ion binding
Source: RefSeq, a predicted model, not a curated record
AUGGGUCCAAAAACAUCGACCACAAUCUCGUCCUUAGAACCGACGAGUAACCAAAAUCGACUGCCAAGAAUUGGCGGAGGACUCACCGAAGUAGUUAUCGAUGGUGGUGUUGGUGGUAUUGUGAGUGAAGGCGGUACAUCAGGGGGUGUCUGCAGCGGAGGUUGGAGAGCUAGCGAUGGCAGCGGCGGUGGUGUUGACAGCGGCAACGGCUGCUUCAAGUGCGGUGAGAACGACCAUGUGGCAAGGGUGUGCCCGACCGAGGGUGGCGGUGGCCGGUACAGCGGCGGUGGUGUUGGCAGUAUUGGAAGUGAAGGCGGCACGUUUGGGGGUGGUGGCGAAGAGGUUGGAGACCAACACACAUCUGGAGCAGUAGCCGGAGGGAACUUGUUGGUGGCCGGAAAAUUUGCCUCGAAGGAGGAUUGCAGGCUGUAG